AUGCCGGCAGAAAUACAAGGGAUCAAGUCCCAGGACGUCCACGCCAAGAUCCGCCUCCUGAUCGACGGCAUGGUCAGCAUCAAUGACAAGACAGGGAAAUUUCUCCUCAGGCUCGAAGACGGCCGUGUCAUCGACACAAAAGGCUGGAAUGAUUGGGAAUGGACACACGGCGUGGGUCUCUACGGGCUAUGGCAGUACUACGAGCUCACAGGCGACGCCGCCUACCUCGAGAUCAUCGAGUCCUGGUUCGCAGCCCGGUUCGCGGCGGGGGGCACCACCAAGAACAUCAACACGAUGGCUGUGUUCCUGACCCUCGCCUACGUCUACGAGCGCACUGGGAACUCGACCUACCUGCCCUGGCUCGACAGCUGGGCCGAGUGGGCGUACCGGGACCUCGAGCGCACCCGCUUCGGCGGCAUGCAGCACGUCACCUACGUUUCGCUCCAUGACCAGCAGCUGUGGGACGACACCCUCAUGAUGACUGUCUUGCCCCUCGCCAAGAUCGGGCUGGUCCUGGGCAGGCCGCACUAUGUGGCCGAGGCCAAGAGGCAGUUCCUCCUGCACCUGCAGUACCUCUUCGACCCCAAGACAGGCUUGUUCUACCAUGGCUGGGAGUUUUACAAGCCAGGAAGUAGUGAGGCUGCUGCUGCUGCUGCACAGGGCCACAAUUUUGCCGAGGCGAGGUGGGCCAGAGGCAAUAGCUGGCUUACCAUCGUCAUCCCCGAGUUUCUCGAGCUCCUCGAUCUCGAUGUCACGGCUGACCCCAUCGGCAUACACCUGCGCAACGUCCUGGAGGCCCAGUGCUCCGCCCUGUCCUCGCUCCAGGAUUCCUCGGGUCUCUGGCGGACACUCCUGGAUGUUCCCGAGAGCGAGGGCUCGUAUCUCGAGGCGAGUGCCACGGCGGGGUUUGCCUUUGGGCUCCUCAAGGGGCGGCGGAAGCGCUAUCUGGACCCCUCGGCCUCCUCGUACGAUGAGGUGGCGUUAAAAGCCAUCGAGGGGAUUCUGCAGAAUGUGGACGAGAGCGGCGAGCUGUUGAAGACAUCCUUCGGCACAGCAAUGGGAAACACCCUCCAGCAUUAUAAAGACAUCCCUGUUACAAGCAUGCCGUAUGGACAAGCUAUGGCCAUCAUGGCAUUGGUUGAAUUUCUUCGGCGGUAUCUGUAGAUUCUCCACUACUUUAGCAUUGAAACGCGAGCUGAGAGGAGCACGGCGACUUGCACAAAAAUCCUAUAAAAGGAGGAGGGAGGAGGAUCUGGGUGCAGGAUGACUGAGGAACUUUAGACCACGGCCGAAGGACAUAGAAAUUUAAUCAGGAUGGCAUCUUCUUGAGAAUGAUAGACACCAUAUAGAUUCAAAGAGAGAACGAACACAACAUUGAACCU
This is a messenger RNA of Cryphonectria parasitica EP155, 1382 nucleotides long. Its product is annotated as family 105 glycoside hydrolase. The transcript is spliced from 3 exons. The record is from RefSeq and is a predicted model, not a curated record. NCBI's taxonomy places the organism in Eukaryota, Fungi, Ascomycota, Sordariomycetes, Diaporthales, Cryphonectriaceae. Gene Ontology annotation, biological process: carbohydrate metabolic process. Bases 1 to 1164 code for a protein of 387 amino acids.